AUGCUCCAUUUCAUCCUUGGACACUUCGUACCAGUGGAGGAGAAACUCUGGAAGUCUGGCUGCAACGUGGUCAGCAGCCUCUUCUCGGAUUUGGGUCGCUUCUUGUCCUUUGUGCUGGUCGUGUCCAUCUCGAUGAAGGUGGACAAUUCAACCGAUGUGCUCUACGACUGGGAGGCCGCGUUUUGGCCCUGCUGGGGCCUGGAGGGAGUGAUUGCGCUGGUAGUCCUGCUGGUUUUGCCAGCUUGUCUGCUUUCCAGCUUGACCGACCGUCGGAAGUUGCUGAUGCUCACCUGGGUGGUGCUAUCUGGGCUGGGCCUUGGCACCACAAGCUUCAUUUCCAUGUACAAUAUCGCUUACACCCUGGACAAUAAAUAUUGUUCUGACCCUCCUUACACGCCAACUUCAGGAUCUGAGAGGUGCUUGCAGAAGCUGCAGCUUUCCAUUUGGCCCUGGUUGGUCUUUCUGCCGAGCUUUGCCUUAGUCACCUCGCUGGCGAAGCGGCCAUUGGCCACCGCGCUGCAUGCGGCGUGGUACCAACCGGGCAGAAGUGAGGCCCCACCACCACCGACGCCGCACCGUGACCUCCCUCCUCCAAGCGUGUUGUUCCGGGUCACAGCGACCUACUACUCUCGGAGUUGGGAGGCGGCUGCAGAUUUGGAAGCAAACCCUGCCCAGACAACCCUGUCGGUCACACGUUCCUUGGAUCCCUCUUCGUCCAUCCUGUCUGCCCGUGGUGCCACCUUUGCUGACAUCGUGGAGUCUGAACAGCUUUGCUUCAUUUGCUACGACCAGGUGCCAGAAGCGAUUCUACUGGAGUGUGGUCAUGCUGGCAUGUGUGUGGGCUGCGCUCUGCAAUUGCUGGAAAGGCGCCCUGGACAGGCUCACUGCGCCAUUUGCCGCUCCCACAUCGCCAGCGUGGUGAGGCUUCGAGCAGACGUGGCCGUUCCAGGGAGUCUCUUCGUACGCCCGGGCCCGGCCUCUUGGGCUGGCCCUGGGAGACCCUCCAGCUCCUCACAGUCCGCCUUGUUGGAGGCAACUACAGGGAGCUCUGAACUCUGGCCAACGGUGGCCAAGCGCUAUGCCGUCUCCGUGGAGGCCGUCCGAAGGCCGAUGGGUGUCCGCUGGUGGCUUCCGUCCCUGAGAUGA
Messenger RNA from Durusdinium trenchii, 1146 nucleotides. NCBI's taxonomy places the organism in Eukaryota, Dinophyceae, Suessiales, Symbiodiniaceae. The record is from the annotation of a GenBank genome assembly.